Molecule: messenger RNA, 1998 nt
Organism: Trypanosoma cruzi
Lineage: Eukaryota; Euglenozoa; Kinetoplastea; Trypanosomatida; Trypanosomatidae
Exons: 1
Coding region: 1-1998 (665 amino acids)
Source: RefSeq, a predicted model, not a curated record
AUGGGAUUUUUUGGCUUUUUUUUUCUUGUUUUUGUUUUGUGUCGUUGUUGUUGUUGUUGGCCUUUUUUUCCCUUUCCCUUUGCAUUACGGUCUCCUUUCUUGCCAAGAAGCUGGGGAAUAGGGGAAUUGCAGGGCAGGGUGUGUGGGAUAUUGUCCUGUGUAUGUGUGUUCGUGAAGCGAGCGCCGAUUAUUAUGUUGCCUUUUGGGCUAGAUGAUAUUCUUCUUAUUGUUGCAUCUGCUUCCCCUCUGCUCUGGGCAAAACGUGGGGAUUUGGUGAGGUCUAGCGUCUACAAGACGGUCUCCUUGUUGACAGGAGAUGACGCAUAUGCGAAACGGAGAGCUGAGGCUGCCUCUCGGAACUGCACGAUACCAUGUGCGUUACUUUCAGGAAAAGAUGCUGAGGAAGUAACGGAAAACGCUUCUGUGAAGAAAGACACAAUUGUCAGUAGCAGUAUUGCUGGCAAGUUUGCUGGGGAUGUUGUGUACGAGUAUCCGUGUGUUCCGCACCGUCGUUUCAAUCCGGUAAAACAUCGUCGUCCACCCGUUAAGGAUCUUCUUCAGUCCUCUGCGAUGGAAGUGGCGGAAAGUCUCAAUAGGUACUCUCUGGCGGAGGUGUAUUGCCUGUAUGAGGCUAUACAGCAAGAGGGUCUUUGGGAGGCCGCGCUGAAUGUGACAGAAGGAGCACAGAUGGGCAGUCAUUAUGCAUACCUCACCAAGAAGAACUUGGAUGCAGCGAUACAGACGCUCCUGUUGGCUGGGAAAACGCAGCGAGCAGUACAAUGCUACCUGGCACAUGCGAGAGAGGUUCUUCUCUCAGAUGAAGUGUUAGUAGCAUUGUUCGAUGCCUGUAGACAUGUUGAGAAAGACAGCCUGGCGCUCUAUCACGCUGUAAAACCUUUUUAUGCUGAAUGGACCCCAGCUGUCUAUGCAUGCUGUCUCACUGUGAAUGCCAAAUUUUGUUGGGAAGAAGCCUUACAACUAUACACUGAGUAUGUGGAGCAGGAGCGGCAGCCACGAAUUCCACGGAUUAUGGCAAGUGUUAUGGGUAAUGCGGGUCACAAGAGUCGUAUAGAAUACUUUGCUGGCGAUGUAAGGUCAUUAAAAAGUCAAAAAUUACAGUUUUUGUAUCAUGUCAUACUUCCUUUGGUUGCUGACCGUCGGGCAGAACGGUUACAAGAAUGUUACGAUCACAUGUUGUUGCAUGAACCAGAUUCUGCCGUGGAUGUACUGCUAAGGUGUCUGCAUACACCAUGCGGUAGAGAACUGGCUGCCAAUUGGCUAAAAACGUCCAAUUCCAAAGUGAAGGAUUCUCCAAUUAUACCGGACAAUUUCGUGGACUUGGCGACUGCACUUUAUUUUAAAAAGCCCAACGUGAUGAACUUCAACUCUUUCCUGAAGAUAAUCAUUGCUCAGGAUCCAACAGUGCUUCCCUCACAUGUUGGGGAGAAGCUACAAGAAUAUGUUUGUCCUCUUACGAUGACAGAGAAUGAUGCUUGUGUUUUGGCUCGCACCCUCACCGACCAAUCAGGACACUGGAAGCUUGCAACACACUUCAUGGCAUCCAUGGUAGUACGCAAGCAGUUUGCUGUUUUUCCACUCUUGUCUUCUUAUGUGGCAAAGCAGGGAAAAUGGUUACUUGCAUCUCGAGCCAUGGCGGCCUGCUUUUCUAACUGUGGUGCCUUUACGCAGGCAGAACUAAGUUUCUGUAUUGAGUCUUCCGUGCUCGCUGGUCGCUGGAAAAGUGCGUUAUUUUGGAUGGAGCGGGCCCAUGCGCAUGGCGUGCGACUUCCAACUGUGGUCUACGAUGAUGUUUUGGGCGCCACGAAACAUUGUUCUUGGGUUGCCGCUCUUCGUGCAGUUGCGUCAAUGCACGAGGCAGGGGGUUUCCCUUCUGAAAAGGGCAUUCUCAAUCUCCUCGAGACAACCGCCUCUCAGGGGGAAGUUCUCAAGGCUCUGCAUGCCAUAACUGCCACUGGAAAGGUUUACUGGACCUUGUAA